AUGGUUUAUUUACCAGAAGAUCUGGUGGUGAAGGAAAUUCUUCCGAAACUGCCAAUAAAAUCUCUCAUGAGAUUCAAGUGCGUCUCAAAAACAUGGUUCGAUCACAUCGCCAACAGCUCUUCGCUUGCAUCAUCCUACCUUCGUCAUCAUUCCAAGACCACCAAUCUCUCCAUCAUUCUCGCAAGAGGAAUUGUUUACGAAAAUAAGUUGAGGAUAUUUGAGGUCCAUGAUGAAUCAAAGGUCGUGGAAUCAGAUGUACCAGACGUCAUGCAACACUUAGAAUUAAUCGAAAUCAUCGGAUCUUCUAAUGGUUUGGUCUGCCUUCAGCAUUAUUUGUUUGGUGAUGCCAUUAUGUUAUGGAAUCCAGAAACCAGAGAGUGUAGGAAUCUCCCAAAGGCACCCCUAUGCGUGACAAGUAGUACUUCCGUAGCCAAUUUGCAGCUCUCUCGACCAAGUGUUUUUGCUCUGGGAUUCGGAUUUGAUGAUCGCAGUGAGGAUUACAAGUUGGUUAGAAUUGUGCAAGAUAACGAGACCAAUCCAUGGAAAAGUGUAAUUAAUCAUGUCCAAGUAUUCACCACAAGUAGUGAUUCUUGGAGAGUUGUGAAACAGAUCUUAGGUUUUAGCUUUCACAAUACAGGACAAGCGGGAGUAUUGUUUAGUGGAGCUUUGUACUGGUUGGUGCAGAAAGAGGAUUUACGAGAUCGAUUUUGUUUCUUGUCGUUCGAUUUGCGCAAUGAGGAAAUGCGUAUCAUAAGUUUACCAGAUCAUGUUGUGCAGAUUAACAAUCGUUCCUUUCGACUUAUUAAGUGGAAGGAGUCGCUUGCUUUGCUUUCAUUCAUUUAUAAUUAUGAUGGGAGAGUAUGGAGUUUGUGCGAAAUUUUGGUGCUCAAGAGCAACGGUACUUUUGAUGAACAGAUUUGGAGUUGUCCUCAUUUUUGGCGUCUUGAACUGAAUUCUUUCUGUGGGGUUUGGGGAGAUGAUCGAUUUCUCAUUAUGAGAAGUGAUGAACAAAGUUUGUUCAUCGUUAACCCUUCAAGCCCUGAAGAAAAUUGUCAGAGAAUAAAGCACGUAUUUGAGCCCGGAUGGCGCUUUUGUGGUGAAGCUCAUGAUUAUGUGCCGAGUCUAACUUCAGUUUAUCCGAAUCGUAAAAAUGAAGAACUGAAGAAAAUCAAUGUGAGACCAACAUUUGAUAUCUAUCCAUUUAGGGAUGUUGAUGAUAUA
This is a messenger RNA of Morus notabilis, 1221 nucleotides long. Its product is annotated as F-box protein CPR1. The transcript has a single exon. NCBI's taxonomy places the organism in Eukaryota, Viridiplantae, Streptophyta, Magnoliopsida, Rosales, Moraceae. The annotation marks the transcript as partial. The record is from RefSeq and is a predicted model, not a curated record. Gene Ontology annotation, molecular function: protein binding.